GUGUUUGGGUGGCGGCGGCGGAGGACAUGGUGCGCUCGCUCAACUCCAUCGUGGCCGUGUGCCAGAACAUGGGCAUCGGGAAGGACGGCACGCUGCCCUGGCCGCCGCUGAGGAACGAGUACAAAUACUUCCAGAGAAUGACCACCACGUCCCACGUGAAAGGUAAACAGAAUGCACUGAUAAUGGGUAAAACAACCUGGUUCUCCAUUCCUGAGAAGCAUCGUCCUUUAAAAGACAGAGUUAAUAUAGUGCUCAGCAGGGAGCUCAAGGAAACCCCAAAAGGAGCACAUUAUCUUUCCAGAAGUCUGGAUGAUGCCUUAGCUCUUCUGGAUUCACCAGAAUUAAAAAGUAAAGUAGACAUGGUGUGGAUCAUCGGAGGCACUUCGGUUUAUAAGGCAGCAAUGGAGAAGCCAAUUAAUCAUCGAUUGUUUGUGACAAGAAUUUUGCAUGAAUUUGAAAGUGACACAUUUUUUCCAGAAAUUGACUACAAUGACUACAAACUUCUCACAGAAUACCCAGGUGUCCCUACUGAAGUCCAGGAAGAGAAUGGCAUCCAGUACAAAUUUGAAGUGUAUGAAAAAGCUGUCUUGGCACAAUAAAUGAGUCUUUCUGUACUUCUGCAUAAGGGCAGGCAUUUUAAAUUGUAAAAUCUUAUUGAGUGGAAAUACACAUUGCAUCACUGUGAGAAAGUCCUACUUGAUAGUACAAUACUUCAACAGUGAAAGAUUCCAGAAAACACACCCUACGUUACAAAUAUAUGUGGAAAUAUGAGGGUAGUCAGCAGCAGCUGCAGCUCCAACCCUGACAGUGAGAGCCUAUAAUCUCAGAUCCCUAUCUCCCUUUUAUUGCAGAUCAGUCUGUGAGCAGGAAAAUUAAAAAAAAAAAAAAAAAAGAGUAACCCUAAAAACUCUGAUGACUGCUUCCCCAAAGCAUUUUAACAGCAUUGUGUUAUGAAGCAUUCUUAUGGGAUAUACAGGUAACAUUGCCCUUAGUGUUGCACUAAGACACGGUUCUAACAUCAGUGAGGAUUGUAGUGGACAUUGACAAGUUUUACACAGCUUGACUGCACAGCACAGCAUAACAAUGGCCAGUUUUCUAAGAGAAAAUUAAAAGUUGAUUUUGCAUGCUUUUGAAAAGCUAAAACCAAGUUUCAUGUAAAAGCAAAAAACACUUAGAAUAUCAGCUGUGGAUACCCCUUGAAUUCUUCAU
Oxyura jamaicensis (ruddy duck) is the source of this 1209-nucleotide messenger RNA. RefSeq names its product dihydrofolate reductase (gene DHFR). Gene Ontology annotation, biological process: dihydrofolate metabolic process; folic acid metabolic process; glycine biosynthetic process. Lineage: Eukaryota; Metazoa; Chordata; Aves; Anseriformes; Anatidae. Bases 27 to 599 code for a protein of 190 amino acids. Gene Ontology annotation, cellular component: mitochondrion. The transcript has 8 exons. Gene Ontology annotation, molecular function: NADP binding; dihydrofolate reductase activity. The record is from RefSeq and is a predicted model, not a curated record.